This is a messenger RNA of Prosopis cineraria, 734 nucleotides long. Its product is annotated as inactive protein RESTRICTED TEV MOVEMENT 2-like. The transcript is spliced from 2 exons. Lineage: Eukaryota; Viridiplantae; Streptophyta; Magnoliopsida; Fabales; Fabaceae. Bases 30 to 653 code for a protein of 207 amino acids. The record is from RefSeq and is a predicted model, not a curated record.
AACCCCCCUCCCUUCUCUCUCUGCGCGCUAUGGAAACCAGGUAUCCCUUUAUGGCUGGUCAUCGGUCUUAUGAGGAUUUUGACCCCCUCUGCAAGUGGAGUAGAGAAGAAGGCCGUGACAUCCUUGAAGUUCAUCUUCCUGGAUUCAGGAGAGAGCAAGUAAAAGUUCAGGUGAAUCAUCUGGGAUUUCUAAUAAUAAGCGGAGAGCGAUCAUUGAUGGAUGGAGCUAGAUGGAGGCGUUUCAAGAAAGAAAUUGAAAUUCCAACUCACUGUAAUGUAAAUGCUAUCAAUGCCAGAUUCAUGCAGAACAUUCUCACGGUGGUGAUACCUAAGCAAGUAAUCAAUCCCGUUUCUCAAACGGACAAAGAAAGACAAACCCCAGAAUACGAACCACCCCGGAAAGAAAAAGAAACUGCAGAUCCGAAAAUGGAAUUCACAGAAAGGAACAGAACCAGACAUGAAGAGACAGUAAAAGAAGACACGGACGAAGCAGAGAACGAAUUCGAGGGAGAGACUGAUGCAAAAUUAACACCCGAAUCAACCAGGGAAGUUGCUCUCAAAGCAUUUGUUGUUGUCGUUCUGGUACUUCUACUAGCGAGCUAUGUGACAGACGUGUGCAAAAGCAUGGUCGCCGAUUCUUAUUUUCUCAGUUAAACCAGACUGCAUUAACGUUGUGUAAAUUAAGUACAUAUAUAAGCACUGACCUUUAUCAUGUAUCUUAUCUCAGUUUCAAGA